Messenger RNA from Acanthocheilonema viteae, 1251 nucleotides. Lineage: Eukaryota; Metazoa; Nematoda; Chromadorea; Rhabditida; Onchocercidae. The record is from the annotation of a GenBank genome assembly.
AUGGCAACACUUUCCUCAAUACCAGCAUUGGAGAUGCGCCCGCAUUCACCAUACAGACCACCGGGUGAUAAGUCAGCUUGGUCAACUAAAACUAAUUUAGAACGAGUGAUUUGGAUUUUGCAAACGCCGUUUCGUACUGUUUUAUGUCUAUCAAAUGUUACUGUCUUUUUCGUCACCUACUUUGGUUUUAUGCUUCCAAUUCUUUGGGCUCGAUCUUUAUGGCCAAGAUUGUAUUGGUUUUAUGAAGGGAAGCUUUAUAGUUGGUUACAAGCGUUCAUUGGUUACGCGGGCUAUACUGCUGGAUAUGAUGUGUAUGAAUAUGGUGAUGAUGUUAGGAAGUUAUGUGUUGAUGAACGGAUUAUUCUCAUGUGCAAUCAUCAAAGUACUGCAGAUGUUCCUAUUUUGAUGACUACACUCCAAAGCAAGGGAGUUGCCAGUAGAAAGACGUUAUGGUUGAUGGAUGUCAUGUUUCGUUGGACACCUUUUGGAAUUAUUGCUCAGAUGCAUGGUGAUUAUUUUAUUAAACAAGGGAAAGCAACACGAGAAAAGGAGCUGAUUCGUUUGAAGGAUCAUUUACGAAAAGUUUUUUGGGAUCGUGAUCGGCGAUGGAUUAUUCUUUUCCCGGAAGGCGGUUUCUACUACAAAAGAAUUCAGUCUAGUCAGAAGUACAGUCGUGAAAAUGGUUAUCCGCAUUUGGAACAUGCAACAUUACCCCGAUAUGGUGCCAUUAAAGCAAUUAUGGAGGAAGUUGGUCCAAAGAAAGGUUACAAAUACACAGAUGAUGUAACCACAUUUGAAAAUGGUAGCAAAUUGCAGCUUAUUCGAGAUACAGUUGGAGCGAUCAGAGAAAAAAAAUACAUCAAAGAAAUGCGACCACCAAUAAAGUAUGUAUUGGAUGUAACGAUUGCAUAUCCACACAAAAUGCCGCUUUCACUUGUCACAUUGAGUUUUGGUACUCGUGAACCAUGCGAUAUUGGUGUAUAUUAUAAAAUUUAUGAUGCUACUGAUGUACCAUUUGAAGAUGAAGAGAAGUUGCGUGAUUGGUUGUACAGCGUUUAUCAGUACAAAGAUAAUAUCCUUGAUCGUUAUUACAAAGAAGGCGUUUUUGUAUUUGGCGAAGAAGGCAAUAGAGUAUAUUUUCCAUGGUGGAGAAUUGUGGGACAGUAUAUUUUCUGGUUAACAUCAUUUUAUGUGCAAUAUCGAUUUUAUUCAUUCGUGGAUCUCGCAGCAGCUAGUCAACAUGAACUUUAA